This is a messenger RNA of Penicillium brasilianum, 2064 nucleotides long. Lineage: Eukaryota; Fungi; Ascomycota; Eurotiomycetes; Eurotiales; Aspergillaceae. The record is from the annotation of a GenBank genome assembly.
AUGCCUCUUGACACCCGCGCAAUUGAUCGCCACGAUUCACAGUUUAGAACUAAUCGUCUACGGCCGUAUUUAAAAAAUAAUGCGUGGUCCGGACCCAUUCUAAAUCAUAUCUACGCUGGUAUAUCCGUUAGCACCACGGCUGACAACAUAUCACAAGCCGUAAUUGCUGUGCGUGAUGACACAUAUUUGCUCGAUCUCUUAGAGCACGAAUUCGCUACACCAGCCACGUCUCCUAUAGCGUACGAGCACAUCAUCAGCCAGUUGAAGAAAUACAGCGAUGAACAUUCAGAAAAAGUUCUCGGGGUUGCGCUAUCCCGAUCGCUACACAAGCUUAUUCCUGCACUGUGUCCACAACUAUGGGCAGAGCUAGACAUUAUACCGAUUGUACUUGUGGAAGAGCCAGAUGCUGAUGCAACUGCCGAAACAAUGACUAAGAUCCAUUUCCAGCAGAAGACAAUUGAUGAGCAGGCAGAGUCGCUUGCUCGGAAGUGUGUCAGAUUUUUCGGACCAAACAAGUUGCCUAUGAUACAUGUUGGCUUCCGCGGCCUGGUAGAUGUCGAUUCUGGUUUCUAUAUUCACAUAGCUAACAAAGCCUCAUUCCAACAAACCGUGCGUGAAAAGACUUGGGCAGCUCUUGAACAUUACGCGUCGGAUCUCCGUCAUCGCCGUGUGAAGAUCGCUUUCUUCAGUGCAACGCCCCAAGGAGGGGGCGUUGCCCUCAUGCGUCAUGCACUUGUUCGCCUAGCACAUCAAUUAGACCUUGAUCUUAAAUGGUACGUGCCAAAGCCACGACCAGGUGUGUUCCGUAUUACGAAGACCAAUCAUAAUAUACUACAAGGGGUAUCUGGUCCGGACGACCGGCUGGAUGGCGAGAGUCAACAGCAAUUGAUUGAUUGGACUCGAGACAAUGCCAAUAGAUACUGGCUAAGAUCUGGUGGCCCUUUAUCUUCACCUGCAGAUGGUGGUGCUGAUGUUGUCAUCGUUGAUGAUCCUCAGAUGACGGGAUUGAUUCCGCUUGCGAAAGAAGUUGAUCCCCAGCGCCCAGUCAUAUACAGAAGCCAUAUUCAGAUGCGAAGCGAUCUUAUCGCAACUCCAGGAACUCCGCAGGCCGAUGUUUGGGAAUUCAUCUGGCGACAUAUUCGGGCCGCUGACGUCUUCAUCAGUCAUCCAGUCGACGAGUUCGUCCCCAAGAAUGUUCCACAAGACCGGGUUGGCUAUAUGCCCGCAUCCACUGAUUGGCUUGACGGUCUUAAUAAGGAGAUGCGUGAAUGGGAUACCGCAUUUUACGGCCGACAAUUUAAUCAUAUGUGUAAGGAUUCGGAAAUGCCAGUCAUCGAUUAUCCUACCGACCAAUAUAUCGUGCAAAUUGCUCGAUUUGACCCCGCAAAAGGAAUACUAGAUGUUCUCCAGUCUUAUGAAAUGUUUCACGAAAGGCUUACUAUGCUACAUCCCGAGAUGAAAGUUCCGAAGCUUCUGAUCUGUGGUCACGGGUCUAUAGAUGACCCUGAUGGCUCUAUAGUUUAUGAUGCUGUCCUUCAGCACAUAGAACAGGCUAUGCCGCAUCUCAUGGCUUUGAUUGCAGUUAUAAGGCUAGGGCCCUCUGACCAAUUAUUAAACACUCUAUUGUCCAAAGCACAUAUUGUGUUACAAUUAUCAUCACGAGAAGGGUUUGAGGUGAAGGUUUCGGAAGCCCUGCACAAAGGAAAACCCAUCAUCGCAACCAGAGCCGGGGGGAUACCCUUACAGGUUGAGCAUGAGAGAAACGGAUAUCUUGUUGAUGUUGGGGACACCGAAGCUGUAGCUCGGUACCUAUUGAUGUUGUGGACGGACCGUGGCCUUUACGAGCGCAUGAGUGCUUACGCUUUGGCACAUAUCAGCGAUGAAGUGAGCACUGUUGGGCAAGCCUUGAACUGGUUUUUCCUAUCAUCCAAGUUGUCUCAAGGAGAAGAAGUCCUUCCACAUCGGGAGUGGAUUCAAGACCUAGCCCGAAGGGAUCUUGGGCAAGCAUAUACCAAAGCAGACGGAAAGCUGAAAAGGUCCCCAAAAGAUUACGAACACUCUUAA